AUGUUCUUCGAAACGACCUAUGUUCCUUCCCCGCAGCUUUCGGCAACAAGUACCAUUGAAGAAGGUAGCAAUGCAUUUUCUUUUCGGUUGCCAAAAUGUGACUCCUCUUGUGACGAAGCAUCGUCCGAGAGUCCAGUCGAUCAUCUCAUAUUCGUUAUUCAUGCAAAACAGUACGGACAUUUCUACGAACACAGUAAGUUUAUA
Messenger RNA from Zychaea mexicana, 204 nucleotides. RefSeq lists its product as uncharacterized. The annotation marks the transcript as partial. The transcript is spliced from 3 exons. NCBI's taxonomy places the organism in Eukaryota, Fungi, Mucoromycota, Mucoromycetes, Mucorales, Lichtheimiaceae. The record is from RefSeq and is a predicted model, not a curated record.